UCCAGAGGUCUCUAGUGUUUCGUGAGUAUGUAAAUGGUUAAAUGGUAUAUUUCAAGGAUUGAUUAGGUUAUUCUGAAAUCUUCUGAAAUAUAUUUUUGAAAUGUUAUUUUGUUGACUUAUAAUUGGAACAGAUAAUUAAUUCUCACCAUGUGGGCUGAAGGUCGUAUUGCCAUUUAUGCAAUUUGUCUACUGAUAUUUCAAAUUAGGCUAUCGAACUCAAGGACUUCUUGGAGACUCAGCACUGAUGGUGUAGUCAAAGCCUCUCAAUUUAUUCUGUCUAUUGAUGAUGAUCCAAUAUUUGAAAUCUUAACCAGUAGCAUUAACUCUAUCAAUGAACAAGGAUGGAGUAAAAGUGGUCCAAUUGAUAGUUCAGAAAAAUUGCAAGUUUAUUGCAAUGAGUUUAGUAAUUUUAUUGCCUCCAAUUCAGAAAGACGAUUUGUGUCAUACACCAUGAUUGACCCACCAAACAACACAGAAUCAGGAGCUUCAAGCUCCUCAGCAUCAAAUGAUCAAAUUGUAUGUGCUGCGGGACAACAGUGUGAAGAUAUUGUCUUGGAUUGUGGGAAACCAGUUAAUUAUACUUACUAUGAUAAUUUAGUGGGAGUUGCUAAUAGAAAUAAACAUCCGUUAGUACCAGAACCACAUGUUGCUCUAAUGUUUAAAAAAGGCAGUACUAAAGUUGAAGAUGUUGACAUUGAUUUGCUUGAAAGACGGUUGAAAAAAGCCAAACGAGAGAAACCAAAGUCAGUACAAUUGUACAAUCAAAUUGGAAACUUUUGGCGUAUAAAGGGUAAUGCCGAACGAUCAAUUGAGUGCUUCAGGAGAGCCCUUGCAGUUUCUCCUCAUAAUGCUGAAGUGUUAUUGAAUUUAGCUAGAGUAUUAUUGGUUCUACAAUACUUGGAUGAUGCAACAUACUUAGCUCGACGGUCUUUGGAGCUCCAACCACCAGAUAGAAAUGCGUGGGAACAGUAUCUUACUUUAGGCCAAAUUUUUAAGGCGUAUGGAUAUUUUCAAGAAGCAGCUGUACAUUUAAGACACGCUUUAGAAUUAAAACCUGACCUUCUAGAUGCUGCUGAAGCACUUAAAGAAGUUGAAGCACUUCCCACUGCGAGUAUACACGUGUAUACAUUAAUAAUAAUCGUGUGUUUGGUUUUAGGAGUAUUACUUGUAGUUUUGAGUACUGUAGAGUGUGAUGAAACUAUAUCAGGAAAUGAUGAUCAUCUUCAACGACCUGUACAACGGAACUUUAAUCGAACAAUAACAAUGCGUAGUUUACGACUUAACGUACCACGCAAUAAACGUUGUUGAUUUAUUUUUUAAUGAUCUUGACGAUUUGCUGAAAUUCGAAAAAUCACGAUACAUAGAUCAAUAAAUUCUAAACAGCCAUGACUUUUAAGUAUUAUUUAUAUCAAUAACAAAUUUAAUAUUUCAGUGUGCUAAUAAUACUAUUUAUUAUAUUCAAUGAACAAACAAAUACAGUACAAUAGAAUGUGAUAGAAAUAAAAUUUAUCUGCUAUAAUUAACUCACCACUAAUAUUCACAAUUAUUCAACUUUUUACAUCUAUCUUUAAGUACUUUAUUAUUUUUUUUUUUUUUAUUUUAAUAUACAGUUGAUGAUUUAUUGAUCGACAAUAAGUAUUCAUACAUUAUUCAGUGUUAACAAUAUAUAACUCUUUCAACGAACAAUAACGUCUAAUAAACAGUUGUCUACAGUAUUUUAUGACUCAUAAGCGUUAAAAUUAAUGGGAUGGGUUGAAAUUAUGAAUGAUUUAUGAAUGAUUAGAUGGCAUAAAGUAUCAUUUAAUAAUUUUUUUAUUUGAAAAUAAUAUACAUGAAAAUGGUAUAAUUUUUGUCAAUUAUUAACUGCAUUCAAAAUA
Molecule: messenger RNA, 1877 nt
Organism: Chelonus insularis
Lineage: Eukaryota; Metazoa; Arthropoda; Insecta; Hymenoptera; Braconidae
Exons: 5
Coding region: 148-1308 (386 amino acids)
Biological process (GO): actin filament polymerization
Cellular component (GO): cytoplasm; actin cytoskeleton
Molecular function (GO): protein binding
Source: RefSeq, a predicted model, not a curated record